Messenger RNA from Ananas comosus (pineapple), 2735 nucleotides. Its product is annotated as cleavage and polyadenylation specificity factor subunit 6. Lineage: Eukaryota; Viridiplantae; Streptophyta; Magnoliopsida; Poales; Bromeliaceae. The coding region runs from base 122 to 2011 and encodes 629 amino acids. The transcript has 3 exons. Gene Ontology annotation, cellular component: mRNA cleavage and polyadenylation specificity factor complex. Gene Ontology annotation, molecular function: mRNA binding. The record is from RefSeq and is a predicted model, not a curated record. Gene Ontology annotation, biological process: mRNA alternative polyadenylation.
GCAAAAUGCAGUGUGUCAUUCCGCCCUCGUAGCUUCGAAAACAUUUCCAACAUUAGGGUUUCGUCCGCCCCUUUCUUUCCCACUCUAUCCAACCAAACCCUAGCUUUCGCGGUGCUCCUCCAUGGACGCAGGCGGCGGAGGCGCAGGCGGAGGCGCCGCCGGAGACCCCGGCGGGUUCCACCACAGCGAGGCGAUCUCCGCUGUCCAGGAGGAGGAGCAGUUCUACGGGGAGGACGACGACUACGACGACCUCUACAACGAUGUCAACGUCGGCGAGGGUUUCCUCCAAUCCUCUCACCGCGGCGACGACGCCGAGAGGUUUCCGAGGGAGGAGGAGAGCCGACCCCACCAGGCGCCGACUCCGGCGCCGGCGCCGGCGCCGGUGCUUCCGGCGCCGGUUAACCCGACGGGGAAGGUCCAGGCUCCCGUUAUCGCCGGAGAUACGAAGAUUGAUAGGCCUCCAGCUGCCAUGUACGCCGAGUCUCAUGGACAAGGGUUCAGGGGCGGCGUAGGUGGCGUGCCACAGGGGGUCCCGGCGAGGCCCUUGGCGGCGCCGCCGCCACCGGCGGCGGGUGGAGGUAGGGCUGAUUUUGUGCAGCCUCCCGUCCAGGGGCAUAGUGGUAAUAGCGGCUUCGGCAACGAGGGUUUUCAGAGGCAAGGUGCUACCUUUGGUGGUGAGGGGAGACAAGUGGUACCUAACAUUAAUGGUGGAGGAGGAGGCGAUGGAGGCGGGGGGACUACUCUCUUUGUGGGAGAGCUCCAUUGGUGGACGACAGAUGCGGAUCUUGAGGCGGAGCUCAGCAAGUAUGGGCAAGUGAAGGAGAUCAAAUUCUUUGAGGAGAAGGCGAGUGGGAAAUCAAAGGGUUACUGCCAGGUUGAUUUCUACGACCCGAUGGUGGCAGCUGCCUGCAAGGAGGUGAUGAAUGGGCAUGUGUUCAAUGGUAGGCCGUGCGUAGUGGCAUUAGCUUCGCCAUUUACUGUCAGGCGGAUGGGCGAGGCACAGGUCAAGAACCACCAGGCAAUGGCAGCGCAGUCGUCUGCUCCCUCUCAGAAGGGAAGAGGAGGGGGAGGGGCUCCGACUGGUGGGAACUUUGGGAGGGGUGGAGCUGCCCCUGGCGGCGGCGGCGGCGGUGGAGGCGGCGGCAGCUGGGGAAGGGGUGGGAUGGGGAACCGAGGACCAAUGGGAAAUAUGAGGAACAGGAUGGGGGGCCCGAUGGGUGGCAGAGGUAUCAUGGGUAAUGGCGGCAUGGUUGCACCGCCGCCGCCUCCGAUGUUACAUCCUAAUGCAAUGUUGGGCCAGGGCUUCGAUCCAACUGGCUUUGGGGCAGCUAUGGGGAGAAUGGGUGCUGGGUAUGGUGGGUUUCCUGCAGGUCCUGCUGCCGCCCCUUUCCCUGGAUUGAUGCCUUCUUUCCCUCCUGUUGUUGCACCUCACGUUAACCCGGCUUUCUUUGGUAGAGGAGGAGGGAUGAAUUCUGGCGGUGUUGGGAUGUGGCCGGAUCCAAGCAUGGGCGGUGGUGGGUGGGGAGGAGAAGAGCAGUCAAGUUAUGGGGACGAUGCUGCGUCAGACCAACAGUACGGAGAGGGUAGUUACGGAAAGGAACGAGACUGGUCGGGACCCUCAGAUAGGAGGUAUGAGAGGGAGAAGGAUGUGGGUCCCGGGCAGCAGGACUGGUCGGAGAGAAGGCCGCGAGAUGAUAGAGAACCGGGUAGGGAGAGGGACCGGGAUUGGGAAAGGGAUAGGGAGCGAGAGAGGGAAAGAGAGAGGGAUAGGGAGAGGGAGAGAGAGAGGGAGAGAGAGAGGGAGCGGGAAAGGGACAGAGAAAGAGAGAGAGAAAGGGAGAGAGAAAGGGAUAGGUAUCGGGAUGAAAGAGACCGGCAUGGUGAUCAUUACAGGCACAGGGACCGCGAAUCUGAGCGUGAUAUUGAAUGGGAGAGAGGACGAUCGUCUAGGGCACGAAGUAAGUCGCGAGAAGUUGAGCAUAUGAAGAGAAGGCGUCCAUCAGCUGAGUGAUGUGAGUGAAUACCAACUAUCUUAGUCUAAGGGAAAUUGGCACUGUGGGGCAACAUGCUUUGUCGCUCAUCCUUUUAGUCUCAGUAGCAACUAUAGACAUAGUAGCUUCAAGGCUGUCGGACAAAUCUUGCCAGCAAUGAUUGUGGGGAGCCAUUUGUAGCAGUUAUUGAAGCGCUCAUCAAAGAGCUGCUGCCAUGGUGAAAAGUUGACUUAUGGUGGAAAUUUCGCCAAAUAUUCUGAUACAAAGUUACAACCGCGCACAUGAGUUUUUCUUCAAUACGGAAUCUCAUUUCUGCUUUAACAGCGGCACAGUCAGAACUAGUACCGCUACAAGUUCGGCACCCCCUCAGCUGGUGUGUAGAUGCUGGUCCUAUUCAGUGAGGAAAUUGAGUGAGCACUAGUAGUUGCAUGUAACUAUGGCCCCCAAGACCAAUAUAGUGUUUUCAUCGUUUCUAGUUGAAAACUGACUGUAUUGAAAUGUUUUAGGCGGAUUUACUAUUAGAUGCUUUCUCUUUGUCGAUUAACAUUAAUUGUUUAUCUGCUAUGUAUUUAGGUGUACCAUCAGAAGACACUAAUGUUUAGAUGCUGAGUCUAUCUCUGAUAUCUCUGUUUCUAGGGUGCAUGAGUUUCCCAUGUCUAAGAUGAUGGGAAGUUCACUCGUACUGUUCGAUGUACAAAUUUUGUUGUAUUUUAGUGAAAUUUAGUUCAGCAGAUUCUGAAAUUA